Molecule: messenger RNA, 8671 nt
Organism: Seriola aureovittata
Lineage: Eukaryota; Metazoa; Chordata; Actinopteri; Carangiformes; Carangidae
Gene: slc27a6
Product: solute carrier family 27 member 6
Exons: 10
Coding region: 295-2166 (623 amino acids)
Molecular function (GO): long-chain fatty acid transmembrane transporter activity; long-chain fatty acid-CoA ligase activity
Source: RefSeq, a predicted model, not a curated record
UGUUACUGUAUCUUUAUGUUUACUGUAUGAACCACUGGAGACACUUCAUUUUGUUGUACACUGUGCAAUGACAAUAAAGGCAUUGAAUUGAAUCGUCCUCUUUUAUUUUGAAGUCCGCACAUCUCAUGUUCCGGCCUUACGUUGUUUAGCGUAACGCCUGUGGAUAGUGGUUGUCUUAUGUCACGCAGAGUGUCCGUGUUUAUUACCUGGAACAUGUGGCCGUGUGUGGAGUGAAACAUCGCGCUCGUCUCCAGGUGUCUCCGCCGUGUCUCUGAGAGUGUCACAGCCGCAGACAUGACUCUGUCUCUGGGAUGGCUCUCGGCUCUGGUCGCGGGUGUUUUCUCCGCUCAUGUUUUACAGAGGCUCUGCUUCCCAUACUUCUGGAGAGACCUCCUCUUUCUGCUGAGGGUGAUCAGGUACGGCGUGAAGCUGGAGCUGUUCAAGAUCACAUCCAGCGUGUGCACGGUCCUGGAGCGGUUCAUCCAGCAGGCGCAGCGCAUCCCCGACAAGCCGUUCGUCCUCUACGAUGGACGGGUCCACACCUACCGGGACAUCGAGCAGCGGAGCAACAGGCUCGCCAAUGUUUUCCUCGAGAAAGUCAACCUGAGGAAAGGAGACUGUGUUGCCUUGCUCAUGGGCAACGAGCCCGACUUCCUGUGCGUUUGGUUCGGGUUGGCGAAGGUCGGCUGCUCGGUGGCUUUCCUCAACACUAACAUCAAGGCCAAGUCUCUACUGCACUGCUUCAACUGCUGUGGAGCCAAGACUCUGAUUGUUGGUUCAGAUUUGGUGGACUGUCUGGACGGGAUCCUGACCAGCCUGCUGGACGACAACAUCCAGGUGUGGGCCAUGAAGAGCCAGAGCGAGCACACACAGGUGCACACUCUGCUGGAUAAGCUCGACGCCGCCUCUGAUCGACCUGUACCGGCAGCGCUGCGGGCCACCGCCUCCCUCAAAUCCCCCACCCUGUACAUCUUCACAUCUGGAACAACUGGGCUCCCGAAAGCUGCAGUGAUCACUCACCUACAGAGUCUGAAGGCAGCGGCGGGUUUCUGGGCGUUUGGGGGAACUGAAGACGAUGUGGUCUACAUCCCUCUGCCGCUCUACCACAGCGCAGCUUCUCUGAUCGGUAUAGGAGGAACUAUAGAGCUGGGUGCAACCUGCGUGUUGAAGAAGAAGUUCUCAGCCUCGCAGUUCUGGAACGACUGUAGAAAACAUGACGUGACUGUUUUCCAGUAUAUAGGUGAACUGUGCAGAUACCUCUGCAACCAGCCCAAGACAGAGGUGGAUAAAGUUCACAAGGUGCGGAUGGGGGUGGGGAACGGGCUGCGGCAGGACGUGUGGCGGGAGUUCCAGAGUCGCUUUGGGAACAUUAAGAUGUGCGAGGUGUACGGCUCCACGGAGGGAAACCUCUGUUUCAUGAACCACAUCGGCAAGAUCGGAACUGUGGGCCGCUCCAACUUCUUCUACAGGCUCCUGUUCAAGUACGAUCUGGUGAAGUAUGACAUGGAGAAAGACGAGGCAGUGAAAGAUCAACACGGUUUCUGUCAGCGAGUGGAGAGAGGUGAGACGGGGCUUCUUCUGUCCAAGGUGAGCGCCCUCAGCCCGUUCUUCGGCUACGCUGGGAGCAAACAGCUGACGGAGAAGAAGCUGAUGAGGAACGUGUUUGUGAAGGGAGACGCCUACUUUAACACGGGCGACCUAAUGGCUGAGGACCACGAGGGCUUCAUCUGUUUCAGAGACAGAGUGGGAGACACCUUCAGGUGGAAAGGAGAAAAUGUAGCGACCACAGAGGUGACAGAGACUCUGGGGCUGGUGGAUUUUAUCCAAGAGGUCAAUGUGUAUGGAGUGGAAAUACAAGGGCACGAGGGCAGAGCAGGAAUGGCUGCCAUGAUAAUGAGACCAGGCCUCACGUUUGACGGGAAGAAGCUGUUUGAACACGUGAAGAGGGAUCUACCAGCGUACGCUCACCCACUGUUCAUCAGGCUUCAGGAGACCAUGGAAACAACAAGCACCUUCAAGCAGCAGAAGUUCCAGCUGGUGCGGAGCGGCUUCAACCCCUCAACUAUCUCUGACCCCCUCUAUGUGUUGGACUACCAGCAGAGGAACUACAUCCCUCUGACGGACAGUAUCUACCAGAGCAUCCUCGCUGGAGAACGCAAGUUAUAGACCUCACACGUCUGGGUAUGAUGAGAAACAGUGCACAAAGAGGGAUGUGAAUGAGCUCUGCCGACUGCAGUGUUUUAUAUUUAAUGGAGCCACGAGCCUACAAUCAGGUUGAAUGAAAAUACAUCAUCACCUUAGUUGACUGUAUACACAUGAACAGUAAUGUCCCUAUGAGUUGUUAUUGUUAAAUAAUAUAUAAAGUAUAAUAUAUAGACAUAAUAAGUGACAAAUUAAAGGAAAAACCUGAAAAAUGAGGAGAAUCAGGAUGAAAAUGUUUCUAUCCACAGGUCACAUCCCCCUGGUUCCCUCCACUAACAGCCAGUGGGAUUUUAACAUUGUCUCUUGGAUUAUUAGAGAAAAUAAACAACAGUUAAUGAUCCUGACAGGUUUAGUUCAGCAGGAUCAUCUUCACUAAUGAACUCCACUUCAUGAUGUUUGAAGCCUCAAUACAAUCAGCAGAAACAAAGAGCUAAUGUUAGACUAUAAACCAACUACACCAGUCACAUGACUUCAACACCACAGUCACAUGACUUCAACACCACGAUCACAUGACUUCAACACCACGGUCACAUGACUUCACCACCACAGUCACAUGACUUCAACACCAGGGUCACAUGACUUCACCACCACGGUCACAUGACUUCACCACCACGGUCACAUGACUUCAACACCACGGUCACAUGACUUCAGCCUCACCACCACUAAACUUCAGCUUGUAGUUUGAUUCAGCUCUGACCUCUUCUUCCAAAGCCUUUCCUCUGACGGAGUUAGAGACAGUUUGUAUAAACACAACGAGGCUGUAAAGGUGGACUGGAGAGUAGAUCAGUUUUCAUGUUCAACGUGAUGAUGUUUAACGUCCCCGACAACCUCUGUAGUCUCAUUUAGACACUUGUUAGCAACCGAGACGUAAAGGCUAAAAGAAAUCAGGACUGGGGUGUUAACCACAGACCUGAGUUCAGUCGUCUCACCAAAAACACAUUCAAAAACUCCAGAGACUUCCAGACCAGGAACAGAGGAGCUAAAAUGCAACUAAUUUCCUGGUUUUCUGCUCAUUCCUGCAGAACUCUGUUGUUUCAUGAGGAUGAAAAUGAUGUGAAUCAUAUGCUGUGACCUUCACAGUCACCAGAUUUCAGUCCAGUCGAACUAUAGGAGAUUUUAGCGUAAUGUGUUAGACAGCGCUCUCCAGCACCAGGAAAACACCACAUGAGGGAAUGUCUUUAGGAAGAAUGGUUUUCAUCCUCCAGUAGAGUGCAGAGACACCUUACUGAGACAUUAUAUGUUAGUUUGCCCUUUAAUUUGUCACCUGUAAAUAUAAUAUAUAUAAUAUUCACAGGGUUAAAAACCCUUAAACCUGACCAAAUAACAUGAAAGCCAUCUUCUUGUGAAUGACAAGAAGUGAAUGACAAUAAUAAAUGAAGGAGGUUGUCAGAGGUGAAAAACUCCUGAAAAUGGCCAAAUAUCAUGAAAGCGUCCCUGAAUGUUCACUAACUGAAACAUUAAGAUAAGCUAUAAAGUAAGACAUGACUUUCAUGUUGUUUCAUCAAUUUUGAGGAUUUGUCUUAUAACUUUAAAGGCCCUUAAACUGUGCAGAUAAUCAUUAAAAUACCUCAGUCUAUUGCACUACACCAAUCUGUCCGUUAAUUGUUCCCUUAAAAAUCCCAUUAAAGUGCCUUCAUUGCAUCAGUUAAUUGCUAAUGGAUAAAUUCACUUUCAGCUCAAAAACAGAAUAAAUGUUUUUGCUCAAACUGAUUCAAAUUUCCACAAAUUUAUCCUCAGAUUUUCACUUUUCACUGAUUUCACAUCAGGUUUUAAUACACGAUUCAGCAAAUUCAUAAAAAUCGUUAAAUCAUAUUAUCCAUUUAUGAAAUAAAAUAAUCAUAUAUAGUCUUAACUGUGAGGCAGUUUGAGUGUGAUAGCCCAGAAGUGCCCAGAUAUUUGGCCAUAUGACACAUUCUUCCUGUGUAUGUGUUUUUAAUGCUGUGAAAUGAUUUAUUUACUUUUUCUUUUACUUUACUUUCUUUUUAUUCUUUUUUUUUUUCCUCCUGAGUUUUAAUGUGUGCUGCUAAAUUUCUUCACGGACACUAACAGGUCAGAUCUCUGUUUCCUGUUCAACCCUAAAGGUCUUUAUUUGCUUCCUCACAGUCGAUGCAGGAUCAGGGGAGAGCUGGGAUUUGAACCAUCAGCCACAAUAAGCUCUGCUCGUGUAUUUACAUGAUUUAUUUCAGAUAUCAAGAGUUUAUGUCAGUGUAUUACCACACUUCUAUGACUUUACCUCAGAUUAGAGCUUUCACUUGAAAUAUUUUAGCAGGUAAACACAUUUAACAGUGACUGAGACAUGUAGAUGUAACUAUUGUUUUUGUCUGGGCUACAGUUGUUGUAAAUAUUAAUAUUCAGAAGGUUAAAUUCUGUUUUAUUUGUGAUCCGAAUAUGAAGAAGAUGAACUGCCUACAAGUUAAAGGGUGAUUUAUUGAAAUGGAACUUUUAUUUUGAAGUUUUUAGGCAUAAGGAUAUACACUUGUGUUGUGAAGCCCACAGUGUCACAGCCAUAUGUGUCCGGUACAGUGAAACGUUUGGGGCAUUUUUAGCUUAUUAACAAAUGUUAAUUAACAUCUUCACCUUUUAGCCCGGUUUAGCAAAGGCUGCUAACUGAACUCUAUCCACAAACAUUUCAUGCAUUCUGGUGCAAAUCUGGGAACUAUGGAGAUUUUGAGCAGUUUCCUUAAUCAAUAGACAGACUUGUUAACAAUCAAUAGUUGGUGUAUUGUUAACAACCUAUGAAACACUGUGGACUUUUACUGUUAUAAACCCUUUUUCUAACCACUGAUGUGACCUAUGUUCACUGCAGAAUCAGUACAGACCAGAAAAAGAAACACCAAGUUACAUUGUCUCUAAUCAGAGGGUCUGUAGCCUAAAUAACCUGUAACGUGGUGGAAUAAACAUGAAGCAGGUUCCCUCAGUCCCACCCACAGCAGAUGCCCCAGUGAGCACAGAAAGCCACACAGCCCCUGAGGAGGUGCGUUCGUUUUGUAAUAUGUCAGAAAACACCUUUUAACUCCAUCUCAUCUUAACAGUAAAAGGAAACAAUGUCUUUUGCCUUGUUAGUUAAUAUACUUUUAAUCCAUUGAAUUAUUAAUGCCAGUUAAUAGAUAAAUGAUUAAUCACUGACAACCCUACUGGCAACCGAACAAUGCGUCCUUUGAACAUCUGUAUAGGACACAGAGGGAUUCAUCCUCUAGAUGAGACAGGAACAUCUGUGAUCUUAAAGGUCGGCCUGUUUGAUCUAACAUCAGUGGUGAGCCUUCUCUCUACCUGGAGAACUAAAGCUAGUUAGUUUGAUUUCAAUCAAAGACAAUCAGCCUGUUACAUGUAAUAGAAAAAACUGACUGUGUGUAAUAGUGUAACUAACAAUGAGACAAAUUUUGUUGUAUGAUAUUGUUUCAAACACAUAAUAAAACAUAAAUACCAACAGAUUCAGACCAGUCACCAUGACUGCUUGAACAGUGAGAUGAGCAGCAGAUCCCUGAGCUGUGCAGGUGAUGAUGAUGAUGAUGAUGAUGAUGAUGAUGAUUAAUUAUUAUCUCCUCUCUGUAAAUAGUGGUGGAUGUUUGUCAGAAUCUCAUCUCUGUCAGUUCUUCACACUGUAAAUUAUUAGAUCAUAAAACUGAUCAGAUAUUUGCUGAAAGAUGAUCACAAACCGCAGACAUGACACAUUCACACCUGAUGACAGGAAGUUACAAACAAAUAAAUAAGAACAAAUACUGAAGUCAGUAAUGAUGCUAACAGUCACACACAUCUUGUUAUUGUCGUGUUGUUGCGACACUGAAGCUGAAACCAGCUGUCGCUGCAGCCAUUUUUUAAAAUCAAUUUUCUUGUCAGGAUAAUGGAGUCGUUUUCUUAUUAAAACAUCACGACAACAUAUUUAUAUCAUGUCAGCAUGUGCAGAUGCUGACGUCUUUGCUUGUUUAGUGUCUGAUUUGAGCUGAUAAUGUCAAAUAACAAAACCAUGUUCGCUAAAAUGAAUUAUUACUGUAAAAAGUGCGUCAUUGUGCACAGAAAACGUAGAGAUUUCAAAACUGCAUUCGCUAAAAGAGACAUCACAACAUAUGGGAUUAGAAAACAUAAGAAAAAAUGAAUAUAGUAUAUAAUGAACAUGUUAUUACAAUAAAAUAACUUUGUCAUCAGACAAUGAUAAGGUUCAUAGGUCAUGAUCUCAGGGAUUAAAUACAUUAAAUUACUGAAUGUGGCAGCUCGUGGCAUCCAUACAAACCCGAUCUCCAUCUGACUUUUUCAUCACCAGCCACAGAAUUAUCAUAUUGUUAAAACAACACCAGCAGAACAAAGUGCCACAUAACUUGUGAUUCCUCCAGCCAGCCAGUUUGUGAAUCAGAGCCACCAUCCAGCUCCAGCUUCUGACAGCCUGCACAGGUCCUAUCAUCCCCGACUGAACCAGGACCAGUUCCCGCCAUCCUUCACCUUUGACCAAACUGAGCCAGAAACAAAAACUUGAAUAUUUCUGACUUUCACUUUUACUUAAAGGAGCUAUUUGUAAGUUUGGCCACUGCUACAUGGCAAACAUUAGCAUUACCAGCUGUUAACUUACCACCAAGAGCUUCAGCCAUCGCUGCAUUUACAAGACAAGAGGUUAUAAUCCAUCUUUUGAGCAGCUACUUUUUCAGGCCAGAAUGGAGGCUACAGCGACUCGGUAUCAGAAAGUGACAAGACAGUCCUGCGGGACGGGGGCUAGCUGGUUAGCAUGCUAACUUCAGUAGAAGAAAAGAGAACUUAGCAUGAUGCAGAUUCCAUAUAAUGUAUAAUAAUAAUAAGACCAGUAAUAUUAUUUAAAAUACAAUUAUAGGACAGGUAAUAGCAUUAAUAAUAAGACUAAUAAUAGCAACAAAAAGACACAUAAUAAUAAAAUUAAUACUAAUUCAUUAAUUAAUUAGAGGGCGAGGAGGAGACAGGAACUCUGCAUCAUGGGAAGUCCCCCGGCGGUCUAUGCCUAUAGCAACAUAACUAACAAGCAGAGUGUUCUGUUGGGAUAAUAGGGAACCGUGAGCUCUUUAAGAUAUGAUGCUGUCUGACCAUUAAUGUCUUUGUAGGUGAGGAGGAUUUUACAGGGAGUUGAUGCUAACACAGGGGAGAUGGGAUAUCUUCUCUACUUCCUGUCAGUACUGAAGCUGCAGUACUUUGAAUCAGCUGGAGAGUCUUUAGAGGCUUAUUUAUUCAUCCUGAAAAUAAAAAAUUGUAAUAAACUAAGUAACAAAAGCAUGAACUAGUUUUUCUGCUUCUUUUAGAGACAGGAUGUGUCUGAUUUUUGCCGUGUUAUGUAGGUGAAAAAAAAACACAUUGUAAUUCUUUCUAUGUGGAGUUAAAAGACAUGUCCUGAACAUAGAUCUGAGGUGUUUGGGGCCAAGUACAAUAACUUCAGUUUUGUCUGAAUGUAAUAGCAGGAAAUUGCAGUUCAUCCAGUGUGUAUGUUUGAUUAUUACUGAAGGAGGCAGAGGAAUAACCAAACUGAGCAGAGAGAGCAGGAGAGAGGGAGGGAGGGAGAGAGAGAGAGAAGUCAUCUGUAACUGCUAAGCUAAAGUAGCUAGCAGAAGUAAACAACUGCGGGAUUAGCAAGAGAGAUGCUAAAAUAAAGAGAGAGCUAAUAGUGCUUGAGCACAACUACAGUAAGUUUAAAUGAAGAAAAUGGCAAAAUGAACUGUAGAGGCAGAACAACAAAACACCAGCAACUUGAAAUGACACUACGCUUACUGCAGCACAUGUGCUGCUACUGCUAACGUUAGCUAUAGAUAGAUACAUACUUUAUUUAUCCCCUAGGGGAAACUCAUGAUUCAUGCUGUGUAGCAAAAGCAAAACUUACAAAUUGCUCCUUUUAAUAGAUAUUUUUUUUUACUAUUUGAUUCCUUAUUUUUUGGAAUUGAUGUUUACGUUUGAAGUGAGACUCAGGUGUGUCGUCCUUGGCUUACUACAAUCUCAUCAUGUACCCAGGCUUUCAAUGUGUUACUCUGCCUGAUGUCAGAUCAGCAGUUUGAAGAAAUACUGAGAGAUAAACAUAAGUUAUUUUUUGCUAAUGAUCUGUUUUUUGUUUUUUUUUAUGUCCCCCUCUUUGCUGUGACUGUUCUUGUGUUUAGUCUCUUUCGUCCGAGCUAUAAUCCUCAGCUAAAUGUCGACUGCUUCUCCUCUAAUUGGUUUUGCGUGUGUUACUUUCUCCAUGAUCGUUAAGAAUUUCAGAAUAAGCUAUUUUUUGGCAAAUAAUAUCACUGAUUAACAGGUUCAGAAGUGUAAAUGAUAUUUCUUCUGGUAACCAGUGUCACACUAAGUAGAAUGUGUGUUCAGAUUUUGUGCACUUGUUUUAUUUUUUUUGUUAUUAUUUUUCAUGCACUCUCCUUUAACAUGGUCUCUUGUUAUUUUUCUCCACUGUCCUUCAACCUCCAGCAGUGUUGGCAUUCACAGCCAUGGUGUACAGAAAUGCUAGAAGAAAUAAAUAUUGCUUCAUUCAGUA